Dracunculus medinensis (Guinea worm) is the source of this 1398-nucleotide messenger RNA. Lineage: Eukaryota; Metazoa; Nematoda; Chromadorea; Rhabditida; Dracunculidae. The record is from the annotation of a GenBank genome assembly.
UCAGUUUUGGUUGAAUUGGGUGGCGCAAAACAAGAACAAGAAAUUAUUGAAAAAAUUAAUGAACUACGGUUUGAUAUCAACCAAUCAUUAUCAUCAUUAUCACUCGCUCUUGGAAUUAGUACGAAUAUUAAAACAUCAGAAGAGAAUAUGAAUAAUAUCGUAAUCAGCUCAGAAGGUACUACUAUUUCUUCAAAGGAUGAAAUUCUGCAAGAAAACGCAUGCAAAAAAAAUUAUGAAAUUGCAGCUGAACAAGGCAAAAUCGAAUUGCAAAACAUUAAAAAAUGUUUGUUUGAAAAAGAACUUUUACAAUGCAAAGAAACGCUUAAAAACUUUGAGGACGAAAAAAUUCGAUUUAUAGAAGAAAUUUCAUUACUGAAAGAGUUGAAUGAGAAGCAAAAGUGUCAUUUGCAAUCCAUAAAUGAAGAAUUGGUACAACGUGAUAAAGAACUGCAAUCAUAUAAAACGAAAAUUGAUGCUUUUGAGACCGAAACUAGCAAUUUAAAUAUAACAUUGCGAAGAAUUCUUUUUGAUUUGCCAAGAGGAUUCAUUGAUCCUGAAAAAAUUGGAUAUAUCUUUGAUGUCAAUACCAGUUCAGCAAGCGUUCUUCAUAAACAAAUCAGCAUUGUCGUGAGUCUUUUUGCAAAUUUUGAACAGGUAAUCUAUCGACUUCUUGAUAUUAUUAAAAGGAGUGAAGACAAAUUCAAUGCAAAAUGCGAUUUACUUAAUCAGAAAUGGGAAACAGAGAAUGAAGUUACAAAUCGUGGAACUGCGGAAAGCGCAAAAGCUGAAAGGUCUCAAUCUUCAUCAAAGCAAGUACAAACUGAAAUGGAUGAUAAAUGCAUUACCUUGUUCAAAAAACAGCGCGAUUUGAUAAUUUUACUUAAUUCUGCGAACGAAGAAAAUUCAAAAAAACUAGAGAAACAAAACAGAUACUUAAGUAUUUACUACUUAUUCAUCGUGAAUUUGUUCAAAUUUGUUAACAAAUGGGCAGGUCAUAAUAUUGUCAACACAAAAAAUAUAUUCUCAAAAGCAGAUCUCAAAUGUGUUUUUCAACGGUUAAUUCAAAUUCGAAAUUUAUAUGAAGGAAAAAUUACAGAAAUGACAUUAUUAAUAAAUAAAAAUAAUGGCUUACUGGAAAAAGUUGUUGCGGAACAAAAAAAUAUUAAAUCAAAUUUACCCGAUCAAUCCAAUUGCGAUCAUAACAAAUCACCAAACUUUAAUGAUAAUUCUCUCAGUGAAAAUAACAAAGAACCAAGUUCUACAUUUUCUGUCAAGAAUUUCGGAAAAAUGUGUGAAAAAGCAAAAUUCAUUGUGCAACUUUUAGAAAAAAUGGAACAGAGCCGUGAAUUUAAGGUUGAAACUAAUUUCAAUUUUGAAAAAUUUUGUUUAUUUGCAUGA